ACCAAGGUUGUCCUUCAGCAGGAUAACCUUGAGGGCGGCGGCUAUAGUAACGUGGGUUGAAAAUCAGAGAAAAAUUGUAUACACUUCUAAGAAAGUUUGCUGAACUCACUAUAAUUUAAUCAUCAAUUAUGUUCGCUUGCCUAAAAGGAUUGUCAGCGAUAGUAACUGGAGGUUCCUCAGGACUUGGAUUGGCUACAACAAAAAAACUCAUUGCAGAAGGAUGUAAAGUAUUAGUGUGUGAUAUACAAAAGUCUCCUGCAUUAUCCGAAUUGGGCAGUAAUUGUGUGUACUGUGAAACAGAUGUUGGUUCAGAAACAGAUGCAGAGAAAGCUGUCAAUUUGGCCAAAGAAAAGUUUUCAAACCUUCAUAUUCUAGUCAAUUGUGCCGGUCUAGCGGUUGCAUGCAAAACGUACAACACAAAACGACAGAAACCCCAUCCGCUUGAUUUAUUUGAGAAAGUUAUACGGACCAAUUUAAUUGGUACCUUCAAUAUGAUUCGACUUGCAUCUGCUGUAAUGGUUGCUAAUACACCAGACUGUGACAAUCAACGUGGUGUAAUAAUCAAUACUGCAAGCAUAGCUGCAUAUGAAGGUCAAGUUGGCCAGGCUGCUUAUUCAGCAAGUAAAGGUGCUGUGGCUGGUCUCACUUUACCCGUUGCUCGUGAUCUUGCACGAGAAGGAAUUCGAUGUGUAUCCAUUGCUCCAGGUUUAUUUAAUACAAAGACAAUAAUGGGAGAACGUGAAUAUCGGGAUUUUCAAUUACGCUAUUUAAAUGAUAUCCAAUUGGCUAUUCAACGUAUGGGUAAACCAGAAGAAUUUGCCGACUGUGUUAUAAAUAUUAUUCAAAAUCCAAUGAUCAAUGGAUCUAUGGUGAAACUUGACGGUGGAGGACGUCUUAUCUUUUUAUGAUACAUGAAACAUAUAAGAAAAUCAACCAAACAACCAUGUAUUUUAACAUUAUUUGUACAUAUUCAUGUAUAUAGUCUUUGUAGACAGAACAUGUAGAAAGGGUGGGUGGGUGGUACUUACUUUUUUGUACACAAAUACACACAAAUUGUACUUACUCGUCCUUUUGUUGUUUUCUUCUCUAAAUUAUAUUUUUUCUACAGGAUUUUUUGAUACAGCUUUAUUGAGUGGUGUACCUAAUGUUGAUUUAUUGAAAAAAUUACCCCUACUACCGAAUCGUGUAGGCAAACCAGAAGAAUUUGCUCAACUUGUUGAAGCAAUAAUACGUAUACCAAUGUUUAAUGGUGCUGUAAUUCGAUUGGAUGGUGCUGUACGUAUGCCACCGUAAAUUGAUUGGUGAUCAGAAAAUUUUUACGAAUUUCUACUGUGAAAAGACAAACAAACAUUGAAAUGUUGUUAGCGCUCUUUGUUGUGUAUAGUUUUAUGCGUGUAAAUUUGAAGUUUUUGAUGAAGUCGUCUUGUUCGUUUUGUUGUUUCGUUCCGUUCUUGUAACUUGUUCCUUGCGAUUU
Molecule: messenger RNA, 1474 nt
Organism: Trichobilharzia szidati
Lineage: Eukaryota; Metazoa; Platyhelminthes; Trematoda; Strigeidida; Schistosomatidae
Source: the annotation of a GenBank genome assembly